AUGGCCGAAGUCAUCGGCAUCAUCGGCAGUAGCAUCGCCGUUGUUCAAGCAACCAAAUCCCUCGCCAGCUUGGCCGGUUCUCUCACGCGGCUCUGGCGGGAAAUACGCGAUGUUCCCGAGAGGAUCAACACACUUCUCACCGAACUUGAGAUUACCGGCGCGUUCGUCGACGCCUUCGAGGGCGAGCUCCUGACGGAUGCCGAGGACGUCUCGACUGGUUUGCAACAGCUUGUGAUUCUGCAGUUCCGCGAUGCACAUGCUGAGUUGGCGAGCUUGGUUGAGGACUUGCGAGCGGAAACUGCGGUAUCGGCGGUUAAAGGAAGUCGUAGGAAGGGCUUGAUCGCGAGAACGAAAGUUGCGUUGAAGAAGGACGUGCUGGAUAGGUAUGAGCGUCGACUUCGGAAGGCGCGGGACCAUCUGGAGCUUGUAAAGGACACCCAUCUCAUGUCUGUUCAGAAACGACAGCCUGAGUUGAUAGUCGCCAAACUCACCAGCGCGCUUCAAAGUUACAACAUUGCCAACACCAUGGAAAGUAAAAAUGAUGGCAGGUCUGCUCAAAAAUCACAGCCUGAGUUGGCAGCCGCCAGAGUCCCCAGCGCGGUUCAAAAUUGCGACACCGCCACCACCACGGAUUAUUCGGGUUUGUGGGGAGAAGCCGUUGACUUUGCCACGAUAGUUGCGGAGGGGAGGUACCUGGCGGCCGAGGUCGAGCCAUUCAGCUAUCAAGAUCCCAAGGCUAUGUCGCCGCAGUGGUUGCGGGGUAAGAAUAUUUACUAUUUGCAGCUUUCGAUAGACACCAGCGGCUGGAAGUUUGUUUUCAGGCACUAUGUGACCGUUCCACCCACCACUUGGGAGCCUACGGUGCCUUUUAAUUUGCUCCGGGGGUCGUGGGAGUCGUUGAUGAAGAGCUUUGACGACGGGAUAGCUACGCCAUAUUGCGUGAAUGGAGAUGGCGAGACUCUUGUUCAUCGGGCCAUGCAGUCUCGGCCGGCCUUUGUCGAACCAUUGCUCCGAAUGGGCCUCGAUCUCUACCAUGAGGACGGGCACGGUCACCCGGCGUAUCACCAUGCUUUGUCACGGUACUGGGGAAGUGACCUUCCUUUUGUCCAUCGGCUAUUCUUGUCCCAGGGCGUCUACGACGAAGUCACAUCAUGGCCCGAUAAAAAAACGGCGGAUAUCAUGCUAAGGAGUCCCGUGGCUUUUGACUGGCUCGUCUCUACCACCUUCCAGGACUUUUAUCAAUGGCCCUUGGAACACCGUCUCGCAGUACUCUCCCACUACACCAAUAGCCUCCGGUUUCCAUACAGUAGGGCCUUCGGCCGAUUGUUUCAUCCGGCGGGCCAUUUCCGGCGGGAGGAACUUCUCCAUUAUAUCCCGUCUCUAGGGUUUUGCGCCCUCCAAUGGGCCACAGACUGUUACUUUUACGUAUGGCACCGUUGGUGGAAUGUCUCAGGGAAAACUGAAGGGCGCCCCCCGGCACAGGGUAUUAUCCAGGGAGUGGCAGCAGUGGUGAAGCCCCCUGACUUCACCUCUUUACACGAAACGGGGUCCAUGAGCGGCCUACUGGCGACAUUUGCAUGCGCCCUCGGAAGAUGUAAUUGGGCCGGCACUGUCCGCAAGAAAUUAUCUAACACUUCGCCGGAUCAAGAUCAGAGAAUCGCCCACGACAAGUUGCUGAAGAACUGGGUCAGUGAUCUUGCGGCCGGGGGAAUGGACCUAGAAGCAUAUGGGGAGUCAGAAAAGGCGCACUACGAUCGCCGAGGCGUUCUCUCCUCUCCACAGAAACCACGGGAAGUUUUGCUAAGCCCCGAGGAGAGAAUAUUCUACGCGCCGCAAAGGUCAUUAAACGGGUUCACGUUUGGCCCAAAAGCGGAAGAUUGGAAUCUCAUAUGGGAGUGGCACCCAGAUCCCGAAAGGCUUGCCGGCGAGUUCUGGACGCUGAUCGAAGACCCGCCCUUGGCUAUUCCGGGUAGUUGGGUGGACGAACCCGAGAGCUUCUACUUCACAAACCCGAGAGUUAGGGAGAAGAAGGUUUGGCCACCGCCCAAGCCUGUUAAAUUAAUUUUUAACCAGGCAGGGUUGUUUAGUGAAUAG
Messenger RNA from Dichotomopilus funicola, 2094 nucleotides. RefSeq lists its product as uncharacterized. NCBI's taxonomy places the organism in Eukaryota, Fungi, Ascomycota, Sordariomycetes, Sordariales, Chaetomiaceae. The transcript is spliced from 5 exons. The coding region runs from base 1 to 2094 and encodes 697 amino acids. The record is from RefSeq and is a predicted model, not a curated record.